This is a messenger RNA of Dentiscutata erythropus, 201 nucleotides long. NCBI's taxonomy places the organism in Eukaryota, Fungi, Glomeromycota, Glomeromycetes, Diversisporales, Gigasporaceae. The record is from the annotation of a GenBank genome assembly.
CCCUGACCGUCUUGACCCUUCGUUAGUUACUGAGCAGCCUGACAUCUUUUUGACACAAUCAAUUCCAUCACCUUUCGCAACUGUAGCAUCGUCUUCACAUUCUUCUUCUCCAAAAUCAAGCUCAAAUCAUAUACGUCCCCGUACCACAUUAAGAUCCGAAGUCGAAAGCCUCAACACAAGAGUCAAUGAAUUAGAGGCUGA